UUUUGCAUUCAUGUAACAAUCCACAACACAAUGAAUCAAUGAAUGAAUGAACGAAAGAGCGAAUAGGCGAACGAACGAAUGUAAGAACGAACGACCGAAUAAGCAAAGCGAAUGAAGAAUGACUGAAUGAAUGGUUGAAUUGCUGAAUGAAUGAAUGGAAUUUCAUUUUACAUUAUGUUUUCUUUUGUCAACAAAGAUAUUCCGUCAAAUAAUAUUUUAUUCCGAAUUCGAAUAUCGGUUUAAUGGGUUUAAUGACGUAAACACAUUCCGAAACACCAAGGCUUGCAAUUGAGAUUCUCACACAAACAAUUGACGUCACUGACUCUAGUUCGACCGAACCUCUAUAAUUGACUUAAUAAAUAUAAAUAUAUAAACACAUAUAUAUACACAAUAUACAUACAUGCGGGUACAUGUUUAUUUAUAUAUAAAGGGCUCAAAACACAAGGAGAUUUCCACGACUGAGAUUCCCUUCGAAAUCUCGACUGUGCCUAUCUCAUGUAAAUACUAGGGAUGGUUAAACAGAACAGUCAAGCUGAGUUUGUGAAAUGUGUCAUUGUUGGGGACCCAGGUGUUGGUAAGACCUGCCUGAUUUGUGCUUGGGCAACUGGAGUGAAAUACUGCCUAAAUGAACUUGUAAAAACACAUGUUGCAACUGUGUGGGCCAUAGACCACUACAGAACAGAUCGGGAGAUUCUGGAACGUUCUUGGAUUGAUGUCGAUGGCGCCUGUGUUUCUCUGCGACUCUGGGAUACAUUUGGUUACCAUGAUAAAGAUAGACGAUUUGCUUAUGGAAGGGCUGAUGUAGUUAUUUUGUGCUUCAGUGUCGUGAAGCCACUGUCACUAAUCAAUGUAAAGAAAGUAUGGCUGCCAGAAAUACGCAAAUACUGUCCCACAACUCCUAUUGUACUUGUCGGUACUCAAGCUGAUAUGCGAUAUCUCUACAACACUGAGGUUUAUCGAAACUUGGAGAAAGGUUUGCUUUAUAGGCCAAUUGAAGAGAAAGAUAUAAUAUCCCCUCAAGAAGGUCGUGAUAUUGCAGCCGAAAUUGGAGUUGCUUACUAUGAAGCAAGCAUUCUUACGGAGUUUGGAAUUGAAGAUGUUUUCUUAAACACAGUUCGAGCGGCCCUCUCUGACCGGCGCAAGAUGAAAUUUUGGGACAGCCAGCUUCGAAAGUUGAAACCUCCAAUGAUCCAGCCUCCCAUGGAACUUCCACAGCCCACUUACCCAAAGGUGACACUGCCAUCAAUAGCAAUAUACAACGACCUCUGUUAUUUAUUGAGGGACGAGAUUGAAGGAGAUGUGGUUUUUGUAGCCAAAAGACAAUGUAUAUAUGCCCACAAAAUUUGUUUAAUGGUUACCAGCUCAGUAUUCAAGGCUCUUUUCUUAACAGACUUGAAAAGCCCCACUUUGGAGCAACCAGCUCAGGAGGUUGUCUCUGAAGAUAAAGUCUCAGAUGACAGCGACAAAGACAGACUCAUAGACAGUGAUGGAGUCUUACCUGAAAGUCCACUGUCAGAUCAUCUGAAUGUCGUCGCUAAUGAACAAAAAGAAUUUGAGACAAAAACUUUUGUACCCUCCCACCCAGCAUUUCACUCUGUUGAGAUAAAACCACCCAAGCACCCUUUCCAAUCCAAUCAAUGCACUGUACAGUUAAACCCUGAUAUCACACCACAAGCUUUCCACUAUAUUCUGGAGUAUUUAUACACUGGUGUGGCCAAAGAACAGUUUGAUAUUUUUGAUCAAGUCAUUGUAGCUGCUGAGUUGUUGCAACUCCCUGAACUCGUACUCUCCAUCAGAAACUUUCUUUCUCAGGAAGCUUACCUAAACCUUGAACUUCGACGCAGGUUUCACAUAGCACAAUGUAGCAACCUGCGAGAAUUAGCACUCAAGAGAGAAAUAGCCACUGAUGUCACAUUUCAAGUUGAUGAUGGAAUGGUCCGAGCACACAAACCCCUCUUGAUGGCUCACUGUGAAAUGAUGUAUGCAAUGUUUAGUGAUAACUUUCGGGAAUCUUCGGCAAAAGUGAUUUCAUUCCCAGGUAUCUGCAAAGAUACCUUUAAAGCUCUCCAAGAGUACCUUUACACAGGUGAAUCACCAUGUAUGUCUGGUGUUGAUUGUAUGAGCCUGAUCGAAGUGGCUAAUCGCUUGUGCCUCCCUCGACUUGUUGCUUUCACUGAAGGGCAUGUCGUCCAGGAGUUGGGAAGACAGGAAGAUGCCAAUGUUAACAUUAUGGAAGAUGUGUUGAGUAUUCUGGAAACUGCACAGCUACACAAUGCCGUACAGCUUGCAAAGUGGUGCCUUCACUACCUUUGUGUUCAUUUUCUCGACAUAUUCCCACAAUAUGUGAAACUCUACAAAACUCUCAGUUUAGAGAACCAGUUGUAUAUUGAUAAACAUAGAUGGCCUCCUGAAUGGUACGUUAAAGAGAUGGAACUAUUUCAAAGUUUAAUGAACAGUCCUUCAAAGAAACAACAACACCAAAAACAACAACAGUUUAGCCGAUGGGAACGCUGUACCAGCAGCUGUCUGUGUUUUAGCCGACGUCACAGUCACAGUAGCAUGGCCGACCCUCUUGAACUGCCCAAUAGUUGACCUUUGCUUUGGCAAUUCGCUGACUCACUGGAACUACUUCUGUCGAACAGUUGAAAAAAAAAUAACAAUAACAAAAACACAAAAAAAAAAACUCUGCUUUCGAUCUUAAAUACAACUGAAACUGCU
Molecule: messenger RNA, 2718 nt
Organism: Octopus bimaculoides (California two-spot octopus)
Lineage: Eukaryota; Metazoa; Mollusca; Cephalopoda; Octopoda; Octopodidae
Product: rho-related BTB domain-containing protein 1
Biological process (GO): small GTPase-mediated signal transduction
Molecular function (GO): GTPase activity; GTP binding; protein binding
Source: RefSeq, a predicted model, not a curated record